This is a messenger RNA of Rotaria socialis, 1299 nucleotides long. Lineage: Eukaryota; Metazoa; Rotifera; Eurotatoria; Philodinida; Philodinidae. The record is from the annotation of a GenBank genome assembly.
AUGGCUUCGAAUCGUCCCCCAUUACCAAUUUAUUCUCAUCUUAUAACGCCAGCUCGUCGUACAAAUACAUUUCAAGGUGGUCAAAGACCAUCGAAUAUAAUCAAAUUAGCAUCAUCAACAGUAUCACUAAAUGAAAAUGAUACACCACUGAAUAAAACACAUCUAUUUUCUCCAGUUGUUAAUUCACAAUCGCCUUCAUCAUCAAACGAUCACCUUCUUAAAUAUGAUAUUCGAAGAUUGCGUGCUAGUCUAGAACGUAAAGAAGAACAAAUUAGUUGGUGGAUGGAAAAGUCAAAAAAUGAUAAUGAGAAAUUCGAAGUUUUAAAAUCUAAAUUAGAACAAACAAAUCGCCAACACGAUUUAACAUUACAAUGUGUUCGAUCAACACUUGACGGACUAACAUGCAUGAAUCGAUCAGUUAAUGUUAUAUUUAUGCAUGAAGAUAAAGAAAAUAAAUUGUUUGAUGAUGAACAAGAAGAAUUCAAUGAAACAGAUGUCGAUGAAAAUAUAUCUCUAGUGCUUUUAUCACGUUUGAAUGAUAUUUGUAUAAAAUUAGCAAAAAAUAUUGAUUUAUUACUUCGUACACCACUUUCGUCGGGUGUAUCCUCAAUAAAACAAUGUCAUUCUGUUCAACGGCACGAGUCAAAUGCUUCGUCUACAUCAAAACAAUCUACAGAUGAUGUUCAUGAUACAUCUAAUGUUGUUUAUGAAGAAAUUAUUGACAAACUACAUAAUGAUCUUGAUUUAAUGAAAAUUCGUAUGGCAGAACAUCAACUUCGAACAAAAAAUCUUGAAGAAGAAUUAAAUCAAUGUAAAUCAGCUCAUCUAUCAGCAAAAAUAAUAUUUGAUAUGCAAGAAAAAAAACUUCAAGAACAACUAAUACUCAAAGAUAAACAAAUAAUAUCCAUUGCCACCAAUGAACACGAUGUUCUACGACAGUUAUUAGAUGAAAAAACUACUGCAGUUGAGCGUUUAAAUGAGGAAUACGAAUUGCUAAUGACUAAGUAUCAAAGUGAAUAUAAUCGAAAUGUUGAUUGUAUGAUAAAAGCCGAUGCAUUACAUGGACAUAUUCGUUUAUUAAGUGAAACAUUGGCGGCAAAAGAAAUCAACGAAGAGAAAUUAGUAACACAACAGCAACAAAUGAAGAAACUUAUGACAUUGCUUGUUCCAAUAACACCAACCUCAGCAAUGAGUAAAAAACAGAAUGAUAAAAAAACAUUUGGCCGUAAAGUUAAACGACAUCUUCGUGAAUCAUUUUCAUCUCUUGUAAAUCAUAAGCAAACGUCAAAUAAUCAAUAA